Molecule: messenger RNA, 2416 nt
Organism: Equus quagga
Lineage: Eukaryota; Metazoa; Chordata; Mammalia; Perissodactyla; Equidae
Product: exocyst complex component 1
Exons: 18
Coding region: 167-2416 (749 amino acids)
Biological process (GO): exocytosis; Golgi to plasma membrane transport
Cellular component (GO): exocyst; plasma membrane
Molecular function (GO): phosphatidylinositol-4,5-bisphosphate binding
Source: RefSeq, a predicted model, not a curated record
CACGUGUCCGGAUAUGGGAAGUGGUGGCGGAACGGCCGCUUCCCGUUCACGGCUCAAUUGAGGGGAGCGUCUCAGUAGUGGUGGUAGCGCUCGCCGCAUCGCAUCUCCAUCUCGGAGGACCCGCCUCGGCACAGCCGGGCUCGGUCCGGCCUUGCGCUGAGUAAAGAUGACAGCAAUCAAGCAUGCAUUACAGAGAGACAUUUUUACACCAAACGAUGAGCGCCUGCUGAGUAUUGUCAAUGUCUGCAAAGCAGGAAAAAAGAAAAAGAACUGUUUUUUAUGCGCCACAGUGACAACUGAACGCCCCGUGCAGGUGAAGGUGGUCAAAGUCAAGAAAUCUGAUAAAGGAGAUUUCUACAAAAGGCAGAUUGCUUGGGCCCUUCGAGACCUUGCUGUGGUAGAUGCCAAGGAUGCCAUUAAAGAAAAUCCUGAAUUUGAUUUACAUUUUGAAAAAAUCUAUAAAUGGGUUGCCAGCAGCACUGCUGAAAAGAAUGCAUUUAUUUCAUGCAUUUGGAAAUUGAAUCAGCGAUAUCUCCGGAAGAAAAUUGAUUUUGUCAAUGUUAGCUCACAGCUUUUGGAAGAAUCUGUUCCAAGCGGAGAAAAUCAGAGUGUGACAGGCGGUGAUGAAGAAGCAGUAGACGAAUACCAAGAGUUAAACGCACGAGAAGAGCAAGAUAUUGAAAUAAUGAUGGAAGGCUGUGAGUGUGCAAUCUCUAAUGCUGAGGCCUUUGCAGAAAGGUUGUCCAGAGAGCUGCAAGUGCUGGAUGGGGCCAACAUCCAGUCAAUCAUGGCCUCUGAAAAGCAAGUGAACAUCCUGAUGAAGUUGCUCGAUGAGGCUCUAAAGGAGGUGGAUCAGAUUGAAUUGAAACUGAGCAGUUAUGAGGAAAUGCUCCAGAGUGUAAAAGAACAAAUGGAUCAGAUCUCUGAAAGCAACCACCUGAUUCAUCUUAGUAACACUAAUAACGUAAAGCUCCUGUCUGAGAUAGAGUUCCUUGUGAACCACAUGGACUUGGCCAAAGGUCAUAUAAAGGCCCUUCAGGAGGGAGAUCUUGCUUCUUCCAGAGGCAUCGAAGCCUGCACCAAUGCCGCUGAUGCCCUUCUGCAGUGCAUGAAUGUAGCUCUUCGCCCAGGCCAUGACAUGCUUCUGGCCGUGAAAGAGCAGCAGCAGCAUUUCAGUGAGCUGCGAGAGCAGUUUGCCCGGAGACUGGCCAAUCACCUCAACAAUGUUUUUGUUCAACAGUUUACUCAGGCCCUCCUUCAACUCUAUAACAGGUCCUACUUUCUUUCGGUGCCUGGUCAUGAUCAGAGUUCAACUCUUGCUCAGCACUCCGUUGAACUGACUUUACCCAAUCAUCAUCCAUUUCAUAGAGACUUGCUCCGAUAUGCCAAGCUGAUGGAGUGGCUGAAGAGUACAGAUUAUGGGAAAUAUGAGGGACUAACAAAGAAUUACAUGGAUUAUUUAUCACGACUGUAUGAGAGAGAAAUUAAAGAUUUCUUUGAAGUUGCAAAGAUCAAGAUGACUGGCACAACUAAAGAAAGCAAGAAGUUUGGACAGAGAAGACUGUCUUUAGUAGGUCUUCAUGGAAGUUCUGGGAAAUUAACUGGAUCUACUUCUAGUCUAAAUAAACUCAGCGUUCAGAGUUCAGGGAAUCGCAGAUCUCAGUCGUCUUCCUUGCUGGAUAUGGGGAACAUGUCUGCCUCUGAUCUCGAUGUUGCCGACAGAACCAAAUUUGAUAAGAUCUUUGAACAGGUGCUAAGUGAACUGGAACCUCUGUGUCUGGCAGAACAGGACUUCAUAAGUAAAUUUUUCAAACUACAGCAACAUCAAAGUAUGCCUGGAAGUAUGACUGAACCAGAGGACCUAGACGGAGGAACGUUAGCACGGCAACAUAAUUCUGGCGCACCACUGCCUGUCUCAUCUGAGAAAGAUAUGAUCCGCCAAAUGAUGAUUAAAAUAUUUCGCUGCAUUGAGCCAGAACUGAACAAUCUCAUUGCAUUAGGAGACAAAAUUGAUAGCUUUAAUUCCCUUUACAUGCUCGUCAAAAUGAGUCAUCAUGUGUGGACUGCACAAAAUGUGGACCCUGCUUCUUUUCUAAGUACUACAUUGGGAAAUGUUUUGGUGACCAUCAAAAGAAACUUUGACAAAUGCAUUAGUAACCAAAUAAGGCAAAUGGAAGAAGUAAAGAUCUCCAAGAAGAGUAAAGUAGGAAUUCUUCCAUUUGUUACUGAAUUCGAAGAAUUUGCUGGACUUGCAGAAUCAAUCUUUAAAAAUGCUGAGCGUCGUGGCGAUCUAGAUAAAGCAUAUACUAAACUUAUCAGAGGAGUAUUUGUUAAUGAAUCAAUUCCUUGUAAAACUGAAGAACAGACAGAUGCUCCUUUAGGUGAAGGGUCUGUCUCAGACCUAAAGCCUUCGUGA